Messenger RNA from Musa acuminata subsp. malaccensis (wild Malaysian banana), 1526 nucleotides. Its product is annotated as UDP-glucuronic acid decarboxylase 6. Lineage: Eukaryota; Viridiplantae; Streptophyta; Magnoliopsida; Zingiberales; Musaceae. Gene Ontology annotation, molecular function: UDP-glucuronate decarboxylase activity; NAD+ binding. Gene Ontology annotation, biological process: D-xylose metabolic process. Gene Ontology annotation, cellular component: cytoplasm. The record is from RefSeq and is a predicted model, not a curated record.
CUUCGUUGAGUCGGUGACUCUUCUCGGCCAUUUCAUACGACGGAGCGCCAGCUCAGUUUCGGCUUAUUUUGCCGAUCCCACUACUCGUUAUAUACGAAGCCCAUCUCACGCUCUGCUCUCCGAUCUCCGACCUCGAGCGGCUUCAUCUUGAUCGAUCUCUGACCUCGACUAGUCUCGUUUCCUUGACUCGAUUCGUACAAGAUCGGUGCUCUCUUGCGAGAUCCGAGCAAUGGCGAAGGAGACUGCCAAUGGCGAGCAGCAUACCAUCACGAGGCCGCCUCCGACUCCUUCGCCACUCCGGUUUUCCAAAUUUUUUCAGCCCAAUCUGCGAAUUCUGGUUACUGGAGGGGCAGGAUUCAUUGGAUCCCAUCUUGUUGACAAGUUGAUGGAAAAUGAGAAGAAUGAGGUUAUUGUUGUGGAUAACUACUUCACUGGCUCCAAAGACAACCUUAAAAAAUGGAUUGGGCAUCCAAGAUUUGAGCUUAUUAGACAUGAUGUUACGGAGAAAUUGUUGGUCGAGGUUGAUCAGAUCUAUCAUCUUGCUUGCCCAGCUUCUCCCAUUUUUUACAAGUACAACCCUGUUAAGACAAUAAAGACAAAUGUUAUUGGCACCUUAAACAUGUUGGGGCUUGCCAAAAGGGUUGGAGCAAGGAUCUUGUUGACAUCAACCUCAGAGGUAUAUGGUGAUCCUCUGGAGCAUCCUCAGAAGGAAGAGUAUUGGGGCAAUGUUAACCCAAUAGGAGUCAGGAGUUGCUAUGACGAGGGGAAACGUGUGGCAGAGACACUGAUGUUUGAUUAUCACAGGCAGCAUGGCAUAGAAAUUCGAAUCGCUAGAAUCUUCAAUACAUAUGGACCACGCAUGAACAUUGAUGAUGGCCGUGUAGUUAGUAACUUCAUCGCUCAAGCAAUUCGAGGUGAGCCACUAACGGUUCAAUCACCAGGAACACAAACUCGAAGCUUCUGUUAUGUUUCUGACAUGGUUGACGGACUUAUCCGGCUGAUGGAAGGAGAGCACACCGGUCCUAUUAACAUAGGGAACCCAGGUGAAUUUACGAUGAUGGAGCUGGCCGAGGCCGUCAAGGAGCUGAUCGACCCAGCAGUGCCUGUGAAGAUUGUGGAGAACACACCUGAUGACCCCCGACAGAGGAAGCCAAACAUCACAAAGGCCAAGGAACUACUUGGAUGGGAGCCUAAGAUUACUCUUCGUGAAGGCCUACCGCUUAUGGAGGAUGACUUCCGGCAGCGGCUGGGUGUAUCAAAGAAGCAUAUCAAUUAGUCCCAAGUCUAUUUCCAAAGAAGUUGCAUCUCCACGGCAUUUGUGCAUCUUAUCGGAAUAAGCCAAUCUGUCGUGUCUAUCCAAUUACUUGGUAAAUAUCAAGAACGGUUGAAAUACUUAUAGUACCUUCAAAGACAAAAAUGAACCAAGUAUAUGAUGAAUGUUCAUGCAAGUAUGUAUCGAGAACAGUUACACUGAUGUAUUUCUUUGGUUAUUUCUGCCUUCCUAAGAAGCUAAUCUGUUUGAUGCA